AUGUCUCAAGCAGCUCAUAUAGCUUCAUCAACGCAGACUCUGACCCCGGAGGAAGCCGAGUCUUACUACUUUAAAAUCAAUCCGCCACCCCCCUCGUUGCAGGAGCAUCAUGACCUGGCAAAGGAGUUCAUAGAUAGACAUGUCCAGACGGGCCGAAGAUUGGUUCUAGUCACCUCCGGGGGAACAACAGUACCCCUUGAGACACAGACCGUCAGAUUUGUGGAUAACUUCUCUGCUGGUACCCGUGGAGCUACUUCUGCAGAGUACUUCUUGCAAGAAGGAUAUGCAGUGAUCUUCUUACAUCGACAGUUCAGCUUACUUCCAUACUCGAGACAUUUCAGCCAUUCAACCAAUUGUUUCCUUGAUUUUAUGGAUGAAGGGGCCUCCUCUUCUGAUUCUUCAGGCACCAAUAAUAAUGGAGACGGUCCUAUUAUUGUCCGAUCUGAAUACCAGGAUGAAAUGCGCAAGGUUCUGCGACAGUACCGAUAUGCGAAGGAUAACAACCUCUUACUUGUCCUUCCCUUCGUUACGGUGACGGAAUACCUGUAUGAACUCCGAUCACUUGCCAACCUGAUGAAACCUCUCGGGCCCAAUGCCCUUUUUUAUCUUGCCGCUGCCGUUUCCGACUUCUUUAUCCCUCGUGAUAGGAUGGUAGAACAUAAGAUCCAAUCAUCCAAUGAACCGGUUACCAAUAAAGAGAAGUCAACGGAAAAGGCGAAUUCUGAUAUUGAUCCCGACACGAUCUAUACUGGAUUCAAUGACCCAAAGCCCCCAACGCAUGGUAAAAAGCUAAUUAUCGACCUUGACCCCGUUCCUAAGUUCUUGCACCGGCUGGUUGAUGGCUGGGCACCGACAGGCAGUAUGGUGGUCAGUUUCAAGCUUGAGACAGAUCCUGAUUUACUUAUAUCGAAGUCUGAGCAAGCGUUACAACGAUAUGCACAUCAUAUGGUUAUUGGUAACCUGCUGUCAACUCGAAAAUGGGAGGUUGUAUUUGUGAGUCGGGACAAGACGACCGGCAAGUUUGGAUUGGAGUGGGUUCGCGUUCCAAAGUCAACCACGAGAAUGAGAAAGGGGAGCGUUGCUGCUAGUGGAGGCACGGCUCAACCCCAGCCUGAAGUUGAAAUUGAGAGUUUGAUUAUUCCGGAGUUGAAGAAGGCGCAUACUGAGAUGAUUGAAACUUUUAGAAAAUCCCACGAAUCGAAGUAG
Messenger RNA from Trichophyton verrucosum HKI 0517, 1206 nucleotides. RefSeq lists its product as uncharacterized. Gene Ontology annotation, molecular function: phosphopantothenate--cysteine ligase activity. Gene Ontology annotation, biological process: coenzyme A biosynthetic process. The record is from RefSeq and is a predicted model, not a curated record. The transcript has a single exon. Gene Ontology annotation, cellular component: cytoplasm; nucleus. NCBI's taxonomy places the organism in Eukaryota, Fungi, Ascomycota, Eurotiomycetes, Onygenales, Arthrodermataceae. The coding region runs from base 1 to 1206 and encodes 401 amino acids.